UGAACAAAAUUUUUGCCCAUAUAUGCUGUAAUAGAUAACACCCUUUUUUUUUCCUUUUUCUGCUUUCUCCUUCAAAAUUCAAAACGCCCUGCAUCUCUCUUCUUCCUUUGCAGUUCUAAUGGUUUCUCCAGCUUCCCUCUCUUCCCCUCCUCCCCUUCUUACAGCCACACCAAAUCAUUCCAAGGACAAAGAAUACCCCAUCCUCAUCGAAAGCACCAAGGCGCUACAUACUGGCCUUGUUCUACCACAAUAGACAGAAAAAGAAACAAAAGGGUACCAUACACUGAGGGUAAGAGAGAGAGGAGGGGUCCAUGGGGUCUUACUGCUUGUCCUGCUGCCACCAUUAUUAAUUGCAAGUGAGCUCUACAGAAGAUCAGAAUGUUUGCAAGGAAUUAAAGGCGUGAGGAGACCAGUCAAUUGAAAGAAGCAGGGCAUCUGCUCCCCAUGGAGAGUCCUCAAGGACCCAUCAUCAAUCCUUGCACAUUUGAAGAUCUGUACGAGUAUGUGCAGUGCUACUAUGAGGGAGGCCUUGCUCGGGACUCCAGCUACCGUGGAGGAUGGGCGCCCAUUCUCAGUACAGAGUCGCUGCGGGUCGGAGACGGGACGCCGAGCACGGCAUUCCUCCAGAUGCUGGAAGGUGGGAGGGAUCGACUCUCCACCACAUUGCUCCCCACCGAGCCAAACUUCUUCUUGUUCAGCCUCCAGCAGCAGCAGCAGCAGCAGUGCUCAAUGGAGGCCAGAGUUCGAGCCGUGGAGCUCGAAAGCUGCGUCACGAACGCUUCGGAGUCGCAGUCACCGAUGAAAUCCGAGGCGAAGGAGAAAGCGAAAAGCAGGGAUGAGGGGAACGGAGAAGCAGGGCCCAUGGAUAGAUUUGAGGACGGGGUACUGCCCGGUUCGUCUCCGCCGCUACACGGUUCGAUUCGGCAGAUGGAGACCGAGCCGGACGCGGUGAGGGAGAAGAGGAGGAGGAGGAAGCGUUCCAGGCCGAGCAAGAACAGGGAAGAGAUGGAGAGCCAGAGGAUGACACACAUUGCAGUGGAGCGCAACAGGAGGAAGCAGAUGAAUGAACACCUCAAUGUCCUCAGGGCUCUCAUGCCUCCUUCCUUCAUCCACAGGGGAGAUCAGGCUUCGAUUAUAGGCGGCGCAAUCGAUUUUGUGAAGGAACUAGAGCAGCUGCUUCAGACACUUCAAGCGCGAAAGAGAAGAAAACAAUGUGAUGUUCAGGAACUGCACCAGAGUCCGGCGGCCGCCAUUCCUUUUGAUGGCUGCUCCUUCAUGUCACCCGAGCAUACGACGGCCUACACCUCAAGCACCAAGUGCAAGAACCUCAUGGAGGACUCUCCUACUGAUCAUGGGAAAGGAGGAGAUGAGCUCAUGGCUGAGAGCAGACCUGUUCUGGCAGCCGUCGAGGUAACCGUCAUCCACACGCAUGCAAACGUCAAAGUCCGGUGCGGCCAACGGCCAGGACAGCUCCUUAAGGCCAUCUCCAUGCUCGAACAGCUCAACCUCACAAUUCUUCACCUCAAUGUCACCACUGCCAAUGGCUCCGUGUUCUACUCCUUCAACCUCAAGAUUGGGGAAGGGUGCAGCCUCGGGUCGGCAGAUGAGAUCACAGUGGCUGUUCAGCAGAUCUUUAGUUAAUUACAUCGACACUGAUAAGUGCCUGCGUUGCUGGUGAAAUUGAUCUGAUCUCUCGGGGGAGAUGAAAAGGCUAAUGAUGUAGCUUCUAGCAUGAGAAAGGGAAUUACAACGGAGACCAUCAUUGAUAUUGCAAAAGGCAGGCCAACUCUUCUCUUUCAACUUGAAGAACACUUUCUAUGUAUCUACCCAUUCUUUCCCUUCCUUCACUACUCUUGGACAAGCACUUCUUACUUUAUGCUGUUUCUUAAUGUAUAUAUUCUAAUUAUGCUC
This is a messenger RNA of Nymphaea colorata (pocket water lily), 1911 nucleotides long. Its product is annotated as transcription factor bHLH57-like. Gene Ontology annotation, biological process: guard cell differentiation. The transcript has 4 exons. The record is from RefSeq and is a predicted model, not a curated record. Gene Ontology annotation, molecular function: protein dimerization activity; DNA-binding transcription factor activity. NCBI's taxonomy places the organism in Eukaryota, Viridiplantae, Streptophyta, Magnoliopsida, Nymphaeales, Nymphaeaceae. The coding region runs from base 445 to 1641 and encodes 398 amino acids.